UAUGCGUUAAGAAUUAAUUUAUUUGUUAAUCGCAGAAAAAGAAAAUGAAUUAGUUUAUUUAAAAAUUAUGAAAAUAAAAAUAAUCGACAUACACAUUUUUCAAGUCUCAAAAGAAACAUAGUCUCAACAGUCUCCAUUACAAAGUGUAUUUCCCAUCAAAAUCCGAGAUGCAAAGCGAAAGAAAGCAAGGGUACGCGUGGGCGAUUUCAGCCGGUUUCAACGCUGCUCUUGCCGCCAUUUCUGCUAAAUUCUUUUCAUCCCAGUUGAAAUAUGCGCUGGUCGUGCUUUUCAAUGUCAUAAUGUGGGGAUGCUAUGUUAAUAGCAUGAAGUCUCUGUCAUCUUUACAAGCUACGGUAACAAACUUUGCCACAAACUUCCUGACUUCUGGGGUGUCUGGAUAUAUUCUCUUUGACGAGUCACUAUCUCUUAAGUGGUUUGCAGGUGCUGUGUUAAUCGUAAUGGGUGUUAUAGUUCUAAGCAAGUCGAGCAUUGAGAAGAAAACACAUACAAGUUAGGUGAAUUUCUAUUGUGUUAUGCUCCUCCUGUGGCUGGUGAUUGAAGUGGGCUGAAAGCCAAAUAGGCAAAAGAACUGAUAAUAGGUACAACGAUAACCUUGUCAGCUUAUCAUCAUGUUGUGUGCCGCAUAAAUAUUUCCCUCUUCUAGUAUAGGUUAGCAUCUCACUUUCCUUAUGUGACUGAUCCAUGCUUUCAAAUAAGUGGUAAUUUUUGGCGAUGCCAUUUUGUUGUAUAGCAGUAGUAAUUGCUAAACAAUACCUUAGUAUGAUAUCUUUUGCCUUCAUUUUGCUAAA
Messenger RNA from Salvia miltiorrhiza (redroot sage), 809 nucleotides. RefSeq lists its product as uncharacterized. The record is from RefSeq and is a predicted model, not a curated record. NCBI's taxonomy places the organism in Eukaryota, Viridiplantae, Streptophyta, Magnoliopsida, Lamiales, Lamiaceae. The transcript has 3 exons. Bases 168 to 515 code for a protein of 115 amino acids.